AAGAGCCAGAGCUGAUACCACAGACUUCGACGAGUCACAUGAUUCCAGUCUAGAUCCUCGAUCGCACUGCGGCUCCCGCCCGGGAGAGUUCUCGCUUGCGCGCCGCCGUUGCUGAGGAGACGGCGCACGUCUCCCCGCGCGUUGCCCCCUCUGCAGUUCCCCCCGCCCCUCCUCUCCCACCACAAUGAGAUCCUAAGAUGGCGGUGGCUGCGGCGGUUGGGGCUGACUAGCCAAGGUAGAGAAGGCGGCCAUUGGGCCCUAGGCAGCCAGGGAACUUGUGGACGCUCCCUGCUGCGGUCUCUAAGGAAAGCUGCUGUCGGUGUCUGGUUGUGGGGGCUGACCGCUACUCCGCCCUUGGAGGAGCGGCUGCUUCGUUUACAGCAGGCAACAGCUUUGACGUGUGAAGCAGGAAAAGAGCUGAUUCUGAGCUUCAAAAACUAGUUUCUAAACAGAUAAAGUUAUCUCACCAUCUCCUCUUUCACUCAGUCCUCCAACCUGCGCAGUUCCACACCCAGUGGAAAUCCCAUCUUCCAUGAGAUAUGUAGAAGUCUUAUUUUCUCACGAUCAUCUCUGCUUCUGAAACUCUGCUUCUACCACUGCUGCUUCUGAGUCUCAUCUCUCUGACCCAGAAAGUUAUUGUUAAAGCCAGUAUGGCGACGGGAGGAGGUCCUUUUGAAGAAGGCAUGAAUGAUCAGGAUUUACCAAACUGGAGCAAUGAGAGUGUUGAUGACCGACUCAACAAUAUGGAUUGGGGUGGCCAACAGAAGAAGGCAAACAGAUCAUCAGAAAAGAAUAAGAAAAAGUUUGGUGUAGAAAGUGAUAAGAGAGUAACUAAUGACAUUUCUCCGGAGUCAUCACCAGGAGUUGGAAGGCGAAGGACAAAGACUCCACAUACGUUUCCACAUAGUAGAUAUAUGACUCAGAUGUCUGUUCCAGAGCAGGCAGAAUUAGAGAAACUUAAACAACGGAUAAACUUCAGUGAUUUAGAUCAGAGAAGCAUUGGCAGUGAUUCUCAAGGUAGAGCAACAGCUGCUAACAACAAACGUCAGCUUAGUGAGAACCGAAAGUCCUUCAACUUUUUGCCUAUGCAGAUUAAUACUAACAAGAGCAAAGAUGCUGCUGCAGGUCCUCAAAAGAGAGAAGUCAUUGGAUCAGCACAAUGUAAAGAGUUGUUUGCUUCUGCUUUAAGUAAUGACCUUUUGCAAAACUGUCAAGUCUCUGAAGAAGAUGGGAGAGGAGAGCCUGCAAUGGAAAGCAGCCAGAUUGUAAGCAGGCUUGUUCAGAUUCGUGACUAUAUUACUAAAGCUAGUUCCAUGAGGGAAGAUCUUGUAGAGAAAAAUGAAAGAUCCGCUAAUGUUGAGCGUCUUACUCAUCUAAUAGAUCACCUUAAAGAACAAGAAAAGUCGUAUAUGAAAUUUCUCCAAAAAAUUCUUGCUAGAGAAAAUGAGGAGGAGGAUGUUCGGACUAUAGAUUCAGCUGUGGGAUCUGGUUCUGUAGCUGAGAGCACAUCGCUAAACAUAGAUGUGCAGUCUGAAGCUUCAGAUACCACGGAGGCAUCUUUUAGUCUGAGAAUUCGGCCGUGCAUUGAGGACAAACUAGGGAAUUCAGCUUCACAAGAACAGGUUUCAGACAUUGACGUUACUACAAGUCCAAAAGGGAAAGUUGACAGACCUCCUCAGAAUGACAGGGAACUGAGGCCUAAUAGGAAAUAUAGCCGAAAACGUGGAUUUCCCUCAAAGGCCAGAGAUCCUCAGCAGGAGCCUAUGGAAGAGAUAGAAAAUUUGAAGAAACAACACGAUUUAUUAAAAAGGAUGUUACAGCAGCAGGAGCAACUGCGAGCUCUGCAGGGACGACAGGCUGCUCUUCUGGCUCUGCAACAUAAAGCAGAGCAAGCUAUUGCUGUGAUGGAUGAUUCAGAAAAGAUUGCAGGGACAACUCCUGGCCAUCAUACUGUACCGUGCAGCCAGCCAGCUCGCUCUCCUUUUCAUCAGAGAGUACCCUUAAGAGCUGUAGCAGAAACUUCAGGUAGCCUAUCUGGAGUCAGUAUCACAUCUGAAUUAAAUGAAGAAUUGAAUGAUUUAAUUCAACGUUUUCAUAAUCAGCUUCGUGAUUCUCAGUCUCCAGCUGUUCCAGAUAAUAGGAGACAAGCAGAAAGUCUUUCAUUAACUAGGGAGGUUUCUCAGAGCAGGAAUUCAUCAGUUUCAGAACAUUUACCUGAUGAGAAAGUCCAACUUUUUAGCAAAAUGAGAGUGUUACAAGAAAAGAAACAAAAAAUGGACAAACUGCUUGGGGAACUUCAUACACUUCGAGAUCAGCAUCUGAACAAUUCAUCAUUUGUGCCUUCUUCAGCCUCUCCACAAAGGAGUAUGGAUCAAAGAAGUAUUACUUCAGCUCCCUCGGCUUCUGUAGGCUUAGCACCAGUUGUCAAUGGAGAAUCCAGUGGCCUCACAUCAUCGGUUCCUUAUCCUGCUGCUUCUCUAGUUUCUCAGAAUGAGAGUGAAAAUGAAGGCCAUCUAAAUCCAACUGAAAAACUCCAGAAGUUAAAUGAAGUUCGAAAAAGAUUGAAUGAACUAAGAGAAUUAGUUCAUUAUUAUGAGCAAACAUCAGAUAUGAUGACAGAUGCUGUAAAUGAGAAUACAAAAGAUGAAGAAACUGAAGAGUCAGAAUAUGACUCUGAGCAUGAAAAUUCUGAACCUGUUACUAAUAUUCGAAAUCCACAAGUAGCUGCCACCUGGAAUGAAGUCAAUAGUAAUUCUAAUGCACAGUGUGUUUCUAAUAAUAGAGAUGGCAGAUCAAUUAAUUCUAAUUGUGAAAUUAACAACAGAUCUGCUGCCAACAUAAGGGCUUUAAAUGUACCUCCUUUAGCAGAUUGUCGAUAUAAUAGAGAAGGAGAACAGGGGAUUCAUGUUGCACAAGGUGAAGAUGAGGAGGAAGAGGAGGAAGAAGCAGAAGAUGAGGGAGUCAGUGGAGCUUCAUUAUCUAGUCAUAGGAGCAGUGUGGUUGACGAGGCUCCAGAAGAUGCUGAAUUUGAACAGAAGAUCAAUAGACUUAUGGCUGCAAAACAGAAACUUAGACAGUUACAAGAUCUUGUUGCUAUGGUACAGGAUGAUGAUGUAGCAGAUCAAGGAGUUAUUUCUGCCAGUACUUCAAAUGUGGAUGAUUUCUACCCAGCAGAAGAAGACACUAAACAAAAUGCAAAUAACACUAGAGGAAAUGCCAAUAAAAUACAGAAAGAUGCUGGAGUAAAUGAAAAGGCAAGAGAGAAAUUUUAUGAGGCUAAACUACAGCAGCAACAGAGAGAGCUCAAACAAUUGCAGGAAGAAAGAAAGAAACUGAUUAAGAUUCAAGAGAAAAUUCAAGCAUUGCAAAAGGCAUGUCCUGACCUACAGCUGUCAGCCACUAGUGCGGGUAAUUGUCCCACAAAAAUAUAUAUGCCAGCUGUUACUUCAACCCCAACUGUUAAUGAAAAUGUAACCAAUGCAAGCAAAUCUGUUUUUGAGCCGGAAGAUCCUUCAAUAGUAGAUAACGAGCUGUGGUCAGAAAUGCAAAGACAUGAAAUGUUAAGGGAAGAGCUGCGCCAGAGAAGAAAGCAGCUUGAAGCUCUGAUGGCUGAACAUCAGAGGAGGCAAGGUCUAGCUGAAACUGCAUCUCCAGUGGCUGUUUCACUGAGAAGUGAGGGAUCUGAAAACCUGUGUACUCCUCAACAAAGUAGAACAGAAAAAACAAUGGCAACUUGGGGAGGUUCUACCCAGUGUGCACUAGAUGAAGAAGGAGAUGAAGAUGGUUACCUUUCUGAAGGAGUCGUUCGGACAGAUGAAGAGGAGGAAGAAGAGGAGCAAGAUGCCAGUUCAAAUGAUAACUUUUCUAUGUAUCCUCCUAACAGCAUGAAUCAUAACUCUUACCGUUUAAAGGAAACUAAAAAUAGGUGGAAGAAUAGUCGCCCUUUUUCAGCAGAUGGAAAUUAUCGUCCUUUAGCCAAGACAAGACAACAGAAUAUCAGCAUGCAACGUCAGGAAAACCUUCGCUGGGUAUCAGAACUCUCUUAUGUAGAAGAGAAAGAGCAAUGGCAAGAACAAAUCAGUCAACUAAAGAAACAACUUGAUUUCAGUGUCAGUAUUUGUCAGACUUUGAUGCAAGACCAGCAGACUCUAUCUUGUCUGCUUCAAACUCUUCUCACGGGUCCUUACAGUGUUAUGCCCAGCAAUGUUGGCUCUCCUCAAGUACACCUUAUAAUGCACCAGUUGAAUCAGUGCUAUGCGCAGCUAACAUGGCAACAGAAUAAUGUACAGAGGUUGAAACAAAUGCUAAGUGAACUUACACGCCAACAAAAUCAGCAUCCAGAAAAACCUGGAAGCAAGGAAAGAGGCAGUAACGCAUCACAUCCUUCUUCUCCCAGUUUAUUUUGUCCUUUCACCUUUCCAACACAGCCUGUAAAUCUAUUUAACCUACCUGGGUUUACUAAUUUUUCAUCAUUUGCACCAGGUAUGAAUUUCAGCCCUUUAUUUCCUUCUAACUUUGGAGAUUUUUCUCAGAAUAUUUCUACACCCACUGAACAGCAGCAACCAUUAGCCCAGAAUUCUUCAGGAAAAACAGAAUAUAUGGCUUUUCCAAAACCUUUUGAAAGCAGUUCUUCUAUUGGACCAGAAAAACAAAGGAAUCAGAAACAGUCUGAAGAGGAAGUGGAAAACAGUAGGACACCAUGGUUAUAUGCCCAAGAAGGUGAAGUAGAAAAACCAUUUAUCAAGACUGGAUUUACAGUGUCUGUAGAGAAAACUACAAAUAGUAAUCGCAAAAAUCAGUUAGAUACCAACAGAAGACGCCAUUUUGAUGACGAGUCAUUAGAAAGCUUUAGCAGUAUGCCUGAUCCAGUAGAUCCAACAACAGUAACUAAAACAUUCAAGACAAGAAAAGCAUCUGCACAGGCCAGCCUGGCAUCUAAAGAUAAAACUCCUAAAUCAAAGAGUAAGAAGAGGCAUUCUACUCAGCUGAAAAGCAGAGUUAAAAAUAUUGGGUAUGAAAGUGCCAGUUUGUCUAGCACAUGUGAACCUUGCAAAAGUAGGAACAGACAUUCAGCCCAAACUGAAGAGCCUGUUCAAGCAAAAGUAUUCAGCAGAAAGAAUCAUGAGCAGCUGGAAAAAAUAAUAAAAUGUAGUAGGUCUACAGAAAUAUCUUCAGCACAUGCUAGGAGAAUACUACAGCAGUCUAACAGAAAUGCAUGCAAUGAAGCGCCAGGUAACAAAACUGGGAGUGAUUUUUCCAUGUUCGAAGCUUUGCGGGAUACUAUUUAUUCUGAAGUAGCUAUGUUAAUUUCUCAAAAUGAAUCUCGUCCACAUUUUCUUAUUGAACUUUUCCACGAGCUUCAGCUACUUAAUACAGACUACUUAAGACAGAGGGCUUUAUAUGCAUUGCAGGACAUAGUAUCCAGACAUAUUUCUGAGAACCAUGAAAAAGAAGGGGAAAAUGUAAAGUCAGUGAAUUCUGGUACUUGGAUAGCAUCAAACUCAGAACUUACUCCCAGCGAAAGCCUUGUUACUACUGAUGAUGAAACUUUUGAGAAGAACUUUGAGAGAGAAACACAUAAAAUAAGUGAGCAAAAUGAUGCUGAUAAUGCUAGCGUGCUGUCUGUAUCUUCAAAUUUUGAGCCUUUUGCUACAGAUGAUCUAGGUAACACUGUGAUUCACUUAGAUCAAGCAUUAGCCAGAAUGAGGGAAUAUGAGCGUAUAAAGACUGAGGCUGAAAAUAACACAAAUGUAAGAUGUACCUGCAGGAUUCUUGAUGAAGAUGCUGCUGCUGCCACAACUGCUGUUAAUAAUUUAGAAGAAACUCCUAUUGUUGAAAAUCAUAGUUCACAACAACCUAUAAGUGAAAUUUCUACUGUCCCAUGUCCUAGAAUUGAUACUCAGCAGCUGGACCGGCAAAUUAAAGCAAUUAUGAAAGAAGUCAUUCCCUUUUUGAAGGAACACAUGGAUGAAGUAUGUUCUUCUCAGCUUCUAACUUCAGUAAGACGCAUGGUGUUGACCCUGACCCAGCAAAAUGAUGAGAGUAAAGAGUUUGUAAAGUUCUUUCAUAAACAACUUGGAAGUAUAUUACAGGAUUCACUGGCAAAAUUUGCUGGCAGAAAAUUGAAAGACUGUGGAGAAGAUCUUCUUGUAGAGAUAUCUGAAGUAUUGUUUAAUGAGUUGGCUUUCUUUAAGCUCAUGCAAGAUUUGGAUAAUAAUAGUAUGACUGCUAAACAGAGAUGCAAAAGGAAAAUGGAAGCAGCUGGAGUGAUACAGUCUUAUGCCAAAGAGGCCAAAAGGAUUCUUGAAGGAGAUCAUAGCUCACCUGAUAGAGAAAUUGAUUGCAAAGACAAAGACAAGGAUGAGACUGAAACAGUUAAGCAGACUCAAACAUCUGAGGAAUAUGAUGAUGGUGAUGGUCCCAAAUAUGUGAAAUCUGAUGUUUCUGAUCAAGAGGAAGAUGAAGAAAGUGAAGAAUGUCCAGUGUCCAUUAAUUUGUCCAAAGCGGAAACUCAGGCUUUGAAUAAUUAUGGAAGUGGAGAAGAUGAGAAUGAAGAUGAAGAAAUAGAAGAAUUUGAAGAGGGACCGGUAGAUGUCCAGACUUCACUUCAGGCUAACACUGAAACUACGGAAGAAAAUGAACACGAUGAUCAGGCUCUACAACAGGACUUUGAAAAAUCAGCAGAAAGCAAAACUGUCCCAUCAGAACAAGAACCCCCUACUAAUAAAGAUAACCAAGAUAGCACUCCUGUGAAACCGUGUUACCUCAAUAUCUUGGAAAAUGAGCAACCUCUAAACAGUACUGUCCAAAAGGACUUGCUUACUACCAUUGAUUCAUCUGAACAGCCUAACACUUUGCCUUUACCUUUAACUGAAAUUGAAACCUUGGUGCCUAAAGUCAAAGAAGUUAAAUCUGCUCAGGAAACUCCUGAAAGCUCUCUGGCUGGAAGUCCUGAUACUGAAUCUCCAGUGUUAGUAAAUGACUAUGAAGCAGAAUCUGGUAACAUAAGUCAAAAAUCUGAUGAGGAAGACUUUGUGAAAGUUGAAGAUUUACCACUUAAACUGACAAUAUAUUCAGAGGCAGAUCUAAGGAAGAAAAUGGUAGAAGAAGAACAGAAAAACCAUUUAUCUGGUGAAAUAUUAUGUGAAAUGCAGACUGAAGAAUUAGCUGGGAAUUCUCAAACACUAAAAGAACCUGAAACAGUGGGAGCCCAAAGCACAUGAGAUGUCUUCAGAGGCUCAUCUAACUCUCUCUUCACAUAGUCAGUGCAUAUCUGAAAAUGGUUCUAAAUAAACAUCCGUUUUGAUCUGUAUAAAAAUGUAAAUUAGUUUGACACGGCAUUUUUGAUAGGUAUGCUAAUUCCUGCCCAUGGCAGUUUAAAACAUCAGAAACUAAAUUCUGAACAGAUUCAAGCCUUGUUACACUGUGGAGUUAUUUUUCUUUUCUUUUUUUGGUCUCGAUUUUUUUUCCCCAUUGUGAUGUUUGGUAACAUUGAAUUUAAAAUGUAGUUUUAAAUAAAGUUUGGAUUUAUCUGUAAAAUAUCUUUUUUGGGAAUUAUGUUGAAUCCUGUACAAUAAGUCACAAUUCUAUAUAAUUAGGCAGUUCAAAGAAGAGCAGUGAUCUAGAGUUAGAGAAAUAAUACACUAUUUAUUACAAAGCCCAGCAUUAGGCCAGGUUUCCACAAUAUGCCAAUGUUAACUGCUGUUGGGUCUAAUGUUCUUUUAGUCUUAUUCCUGUGCAAGAAUAGGGCAGAUUUUAAAGGUUUUCAGGAUCUCUGUGAAGUAAUUAUAGAUUAUAUAUUCAUACUCUAUUCAAAUUGGGUAAGUUUAGAACACAUUUCCUUAGUAUCUAGAACUUACAUAAUUAUUAGAUAAAUAUUUUCUAGAAUUUCAGUUCCUAUCUCUGUUGCCUACAUCUAAAAAUUUUAAAAGUUUUAUAUAAUUAGAGAGUAUUCCUGCACAGAUAAGUAACAUUGUGAUUAAUUUUAAAUGAAAAACUGAGCUCUUUCAAGUAGGGGUUAAUAGUGCCGAAUUUAUGUACCAGAACGUUAAGGUUCUGUAUGCCUUUGGACAGAUGUACCUUUAAAGAUAAUAGCUUAAGACCAGAGCAUAGUAAUUGCUUUGCAUGUAGUGAGAGAAAGCAGUUUGCAGAUAAAGUAUUGAGUAAUGGAAAUCUAUGUGACUUCUUCAUCACUAAGUCAGCUUUUAAAAGGUAUUUUACCUUUAGAUCCCAAACUUAACAUAUACCCAGUAAGGCUUCACAGAGCCAGUUAACAGUUAAGUCAACCUUCAGAUUCUUCCUUGAAUAAAAUAUAAAGAAUUAUCUUAAGUAUCUUUUAAAUUUGUUAAUAGUUGACCAAAAUACCUAUAAGAAAAGAAUUUGGUUGGGAUGCUUUUAAAAUUUCUUACCUGUCUGAUACUUCAGUGUAAAACUGUAAUGUCCAAUUAGGGAGUAUUAUAUGGGCAUUUCCCUAUGAUGACAUCUGCUGUACACCCAUCCCUCGAUUUACGUGGAUCAUCCAUUCCACGCAUCUUCUUUUUUACGUGGAAGAGAACCACAUAAAGAGUCCUCCAGUGCAAAAAAAAAAUAGGCCAAUAUAAGUCAUAAAAAUAUUUUACAUUUUCACAAAAAAAUGCUAAUGAAAAUUCAGAAAAACCAAAAUAAAUUUUUGCUGUUGGUAUCUGUACUGUCAUCUAAAGCAAUCAACCUCUUUUUAAUUGGCACAAAGUCACUAUCUUCAUUGCUCAAAUAUUUGGAAGUACUACUACGGUUUUGUUAUUUAUGUUAAUGUUUUUAGAUGGUCUUUUCUAACCCCAUCUAAGUUGCUAAGUUUUCAUAAAUUCUUCAAUAUUCACAGCAACAUUUAAAAAAAUCUUUUUGUUUGUCGGAUGUUUGGAUCAAUAUCUAGAAUUGCAGUUUCCAGUUUUGUGGCCAAUCGAAGAGCUUUUUAAUAUAUUCUGCAGUGAACGAAACUGGUUCAAGGUCACUACUGUAUUCAUUGGCAGGUUUGGACUCAGGUAUUAAGUGAAUUAAUUCAUUAUCAGUUAAUUCGUGAUCAACCAGUGAUUUGUUAAUAUCAUUUGUAUUCUAAUUGUUUGAGCCUUCUUGAAAUUUAUUUAGUAAGUUAAUAAUGGCAAUUAAUCCCACUUCAGUUGUUGGAACCGUAUUCCCUGGUACAACCACUUCUGGCCAUAUUGUUUUCCAGCAAGCACUUAAAGUUGAUGGCUUUAUAUCACUCAAAGCUAACGCAAUAUUCUUGAUACAACUUAAAAUUGUGCGUUUAUUCCAGGCUUCUGUAACUGUAAAGUGAUUCAUUAUCUUCAAAUUUAUUAAAAAUAUUAAUUAAACUGUUUAAUGUAGGUUAAUCUUAAAGGUGGAAAUAAUGCCUUGAUCUAAAGGUUGGAUCAAGGAAGUUGUAUUUGGUGGCAAAUAUACAACUUUUGUAUUUGGAUGUUCUAAAUUGUAUGGAUGACCAAGUGUGUUAUCUAAAAGUAUUUUAAAAGGAAGACGUUUUUCCUUCAUAUAAUUUUCAGCCUACAGCAAAAAACAUUUGUAAAACCAAUCUUGAAAAACAUCAGUAGUCACCCAUGCUUUUUUAUUUGCCAUACAAUAAACGGGAAGAUCAUUAAUAAUUGUGUUAGUUUUUUGUAUGUUGCUGAGUUAAGCUAUUUUUUUUAAAAAGAGUAAUCACCAAUAAUGGAAAUGAAAAAGAACCACAUAAAAUGAGACUACGUAAAUGGAAACCACAUAUAAAAAGCCUGCGCAAACAGGGGGAUAUUUACUGUAUAUAAAAAACUUGCAUUAAAAAAAUGACCAUGUAAGUCGCGGGACAGGUAUAUUGCUACACAUGUAAAUUAUGUGACAUAUAUCUCCAACUUUUAAUUCCAGAAUGAAGAAUUCUUAUCCAGCUAGUCUGACUUCAGGGAAACUGAAAUAAUAAGUUACAUUUUAUGUCUAUUCCAGUUCUAUAUUUGUUUUCUGGAUUGUACAGGAAGAGGGGAAACCUCAUUUUGGUACUCAAGUCAAGCCUUACAUAUUACAACUCUCUCUCUGCAUGCAUAUUAAAGAUUGAUACUGUGGAAGAGUUGUACUUCUGGUUAUUACUAUAGUACCUAUGAACCUUAUCAAACUUGCUUAUUUGACUUAUGUUAAUAGCUGCUAUAAUGUCUGUUUUAUAUUUUAAAGCUAAAUUGUUUUAAAAUUACCUAGGACUUGAGAGCAGAUAACUUUUCAUGUUUUCCCCUAGAAGCUAUUGCUAAAAGGUUAGGCAUUAAAUAUUUCCAUUUGUCUUAAUUUGUAAGUAAAAAAUUUUAUUAGAGAUAAGAGAGGGAGAAAAGGUCAAAAUAGGUGAGAGAGAACCCUACACAGGUUGAGAUAAUGCCUAAAAUAAUGAGCUCACCAGACUGUGCAGAUAUUCUUUGUAUUUUGUAAUAUUCACUUUGGAUAAAUGGUCUUUCGCUGUUAAUAAAUGUAUAUCCUGCAUAUGA
Pteropus alecto (black flying fox) is the source of this 10487-nucleotide messenger RNA. RefSeq names its product pericentriolar material 1 (gene PCM1). The transcript is spliced from 44 exons. Gene Ontology annotation, cellular component: ciliary basal body; centriole; centrosome. Bases 651 to 7223 code for a protein of 2190 amino acids. NCBI's taxonomy places the organism in Eukaryota, Metazoa, Chordata, Mammalia, Chiroptera, Pteropodidae. Gene Ontology annotation, biological process: cilium assembly; intraciliary transport involved in cilium assembly; centrosome cycle. The record is from RefSeq and is a predicted model, not a curated record.